CAUCACUCUCCCCAUUUGCCGUCCAGAUACAUCCUCUUCAUCUCCUUCUCUAAACCAUCAAGCAAACCCUCAUGUAAAACCAUCAUCGAUUCCUCUUCCAUUCGAAUUCCGUCCUUCUCGAGGGGUGAUGGAGGAGUCGUCGGCGACCUAUGGCUCCUCUGGUUCCAGGGCUGUGAAGAUCAUACCCUUGCAGCAUCCUUCGACUUCGGCUUCGGCUGCGGCUCUUCCCUCCGAAUCCUGGAUCGGAGGAUGGGUUUCGAGGCUCCGGGCGAUGUCGGCUAUUGAGUGGGUGGACUUGUUUCUCCCUUGCGCACGCUGGAUCCGGAGUUAUCGUGUGAAGGAUUACCUCCAAGUCGAUCUCAUGGCUGGCAUCACCGUUGGAGUUAUGCUCGUUCCUCAGUCGAUGUCAUACGCAAAGUUAGCAGGGCUUCAUCCAAUUUACGGGCUAUACUCUGGCCUGGUCCCUAUUUUUGUGUAUGCUAUAUUUGGUUCAUCGCGACAGCUUGCAAUUGGUCCAGUGGCACUUGUAUCUCUUUUAGUCUCUAAUGUAUUGGGUGGGAUUGUUCAUUCCUCAGAUGAGCUAUACACGGAACUCGCUAUAUUAUUGGCAUUUAUGGUUGGGGUGUUGGAAUGUCUAAUGGGAUUGUUAAGGCUCGGAUGGCUAAUUCGUUUCAUUAGCCACUCCGUCAUUUCUGGCUUUACCACUGCUUCAGCCAUUGUAAUUGCAUUGUCCCAGGCAAAAUAUUUCUUGGGAUACAAUAUUGUUCGAAGCAGCGAAAUAAUACCACUUAUCAGGAGCAUAAUUGAUGGAGCAAGUGAUUUCUCUUGGCCCCCUUUUGUGAUGGGUUUUGCUAUGCUUGGAAUUCUUCUCACAAUGAAACAUUGGGGUAAAUCAAGAAAGAGCUUGCGAUUUCUGAGAGCAUCAGGGCCUCUUACAGCAGUUGUGCUGGGUACAGCUUUUGUGAAAAUAUUUCAUCCACCUUCAAUUUCUGUGGUUGGUGAGAUACCACAAGGCCUUCCAAAAUUCUCCAUUCCUAAAGAGUUUCAGUAUGCACAAUCUCUGGUCCCAACUGCAAUGCUGAUCACUGGUGUUGCCAUUUUGGAGUCAGUAGGGAUUGCUAAAGCUUUGGCAGCGAAGAAUGGGUAUGAAUUGGACUCAAAUCAAGAAUUAUUUGGUCUUGGUGUUGCAAAUAUUUGUGGUUCAUUUUUUUCUGCAUACCCUACUACAGGUUCUUUUUCUAGGUCAGCUGUAAACCAUGAGAGUGGGGCAAAAACUGGGUUGUCUGGAAUUAUAAUGGGAAUUAUUAUGGCAUGUGCCCUUUUGUUUUUGACACCAUUAUUUGAAGAAAUACCACAGUGCGCAUUGGCUGCCAUUGUGAUAUCUGCUGUGGUGGGUCUGGUGGAUUAUGAAGAAGCUUUGUUCUUGUGGCGCGUGAAUAAGAAGGAUUUUCUUCUUUGGACAAUUACUUGCAUUACAACAUUAUUUUUCGGAAUUGAGAUUGGUGUCCUUAUAGGGGUUGGCUUCUCCCUUGCAUUUGUCAUUCAUGAAUCAGCAAAUCCCCACAUAGCUGUGUUAGGGCGUCUUCCUGGAACUACUAUUUACAGAAACACACAGCAGUAUCCUGAAGCAUAUACAUACAAUGGAAUUGUUGUUGUCCGAAUUGAUGCACCCAUCUACUUCGCUAACAUAAGCUACAUAAAAGACAGGUUAAGAGAGUAUGAACUAAAAGCUUCUGGAAUCACUAAACGAGGGCCUGAAGUUGAAAGAAUCUAUUUUGUGAUAAUUGAGAUGUCCCCUGUUACAUACAUAGACUCGAGUGCUGUUCAAGCUCUCAAAGAUUUACAUCAGGAGUACAAAUCUCGUGGCAUCCAGAUUGCCAUAGCCAACCCAAACCGGGAUGUUCAUGUUUCUCUUUCUCGAGCCGGUCUUAUUGAUCUGAUCGGUAAGGAAUGGUGUUUUGUGCGGGUGCAUGAUGCUGUGCAAGUCUGUCUCCAGCAUGUGCAGAGCCUGGAUGGUUCAGCAUCAAAGGAUUUUUCAGACAAGACGCCCAAGAGACAUCUGAGUUUCUUGCAGAAUCUUUGGAAACAGGAAGGUGACCCAAAUAUGGAGCCUCUCUUGCCUCAGUCGCAACCCUAGGAUUGUUGUUUUAUUAUUAUUAUUAUUAUUAUUAUUAUUAUUAUUAUUAUUAUUAUUUUAAUGUCAUUCAUGAAACCAUGUUAUUUGUAUUUAAUUUUAUUGCCAGCUUGAUUCUUGUGUAAUACUACAUUGUUUUGGAACCACCUAUAUGUAACCGCAUGGUUGAAACAAUAGAUGGUACUCUUUUUGUUACCCGCUUUGAUUCUUGUGUAAUAAAACCACCUAUAUGUAAUUGCAUGGUUGAAACAUAAUGCAAAUUUUUUCUUGAGAUCACAAUAUAUGAUGAUAUUCUUAGUAUGGUAUCAUGAAAAAAGUACAAUAUAAUCACAGCAUAUAAUAAAUAAGCACAAACAAACUCAUGCCCAAGACCAACAAUACCGAUUCAAUAUCAAGAAACAGGACAAUAGCAAGAAGAUGCAGAAUUUAA
Dioscorea cayenensis subsp. rotundata (Guinea yam) is the source of this 2564-nucleotide messenger RNA. Its product is annotated as sulfate transporter 4.1, chloroplastic-like. The record is from RefSeq and is a predicted model, not a curated record. The transcript is spliced from 17 exons. Lineage: Eukaryota; Viridiplantae; Streptophyta; Magnoliopsida; Dioscoreales; Dioscoreaceae. Bases 128 to 2137 code for a protein of 669 amino acids. Gene Ontology annotation, cellular component: membrane. Gene Ontology annotation, molecular function: secondary active sulfate transmembrane transporter activity. Gene Ontology annotation, biological process: transmembrane transport.